UUUCACGUACGAGGUCCGAACAAAUAAUGACUACCGCGACUCAUAUUGGAAGACAGGUAAGAUGUGCAAAUCUUCACGUUACAGUCAUUGAUUUGUCUGCAGCAGUGUGGUUAGAGGUGCUGGGGUGGGGGUUAGAUUGGCAUCAAGUUGUAGGACAAGAAAAAAAAUAACAUCUUAUAUUAUAACGAAAUAGAAAUACAUUAAAGAAAUGAAUGUUUCGGCAACAUGUCUUCUGCAGCCAUAAAAAAUGAGUUAAAUAUAUAAAGAAAGAAAAAUGAAAAAUGAACUAAUUUAGAAGUGUUAUUGAAAUAUUGCUUGGGCAAAGAAAUUGACAAAUUUAAAAAUCUAUUAUUUCGAUAUAAACAGGAACUCGGGAAGAUAACGUGUAGUCAAAUAAAAUAAAAUAAAGUGUAUUUGUCAUGUGUUGUCAUCACAGCCAGGACAAAGAUAACAUGCACAUAUGGAAAAGCCAUAAUUUAGAUACAUUCUUCCCUUAACAAGUAUGGUUUAAUAUACAUUAUUUUCAUGAAAAAUUAUCAUAUGUGCACCAUCUUAUCGCCCUGAUUGUUAGUGUUAAGAAAAUGUGGAUUUAACUUUUCUACAAACAUACCAAAACUGCAUAAGUAAAUCCAGAGGAUUAAAUCGCAAUUUAUGGACACAUUAGUAGAGACCUUGGGGUUACUGUUGUUCUGAAGUGAGUCUAAGUGAUUAUUACGUCAUUAUUGUGCAUGUGGGACUAGCCCACCUUUGUGUUAAUCUUUUAAGAAGAAAAAAAAAUAUUAUAUUUACAAUAAUUUAAGACAGACACUUUUUUUUAUAAUUGAUCUAUAAGCUUAAACUUACUACCGCUACAGUCACGCAAAUCAAGACAUAUCAACACUGUUCUCGACAGUCAUACGCACAACAUAAAUGAGCCCUCAAACAGUUCCAACCACGGCUGUAUUGCUAUCACGUGAUCUACCAUUCCCCUUUCUUCCAGGGGAUCAUUACGAAAGUGGGAACGGCUACAACGCGUCUGGUGACUCCUAUUCCAGAGCGAUUGACGGUGGAGUUAGACGCCUGGCGCUACCGGCCCCUCCAGCCAGGUCCAAUCUGGCAUUUUGAUGACGUCUUAAGAUGAUCUUGGAUGAAAGAUUUCAAGUAUCCUCCAUGGGACACAAAUAUUCUCUACACAUCUUUAUUUUUAACUGUCUGGCCAAAAUAUAUUUUUCAAUAUUAUGAGGCUGCCUCAGUCAUAACGUGUUUAAACGACCAAAAUGACAAAACAAUCCUAACUCCAAAAGGGCUAAGAAAUUCACUUUAUGGAAAAGUGACAAUACAAUGAAAAUAACAUCUUGUUGAAAUGGAUGUUCAAGCAUCUGUUUAAUUUAUAACACAAAUUUCUGGUUUAAUGUAGUUUUUUUUUCUAAAUUGAUAAGAACCAUGUUUGUUUGAGCACAAACGAUUUAGUUUUGAAACUUUGUAAAGUAUUUCAUUCAAAUGAGUUUUGUUGUCAGUUGUAAAGUAAUGGUCUUAAAAUAAUCAGGAGUUUUAAAAUUCCAUAAACCUUAAAUAAAAGAGUGUAAUUCGAUUUCAUAUAAUCUUUGUAUUAAAAUUCUUUGAACAAUUACCAUUUUGUAUGUCUUGACUACCCACUUAACGACAAUUUCAGUCACAUCUGAUUAUAUUGGACUUGAACUAUAGAAUACUUUUUUAAACCCCCGUUUUACCCCAAAAAAAA
This is a messenger RNA of Lymnaea stagnalis (great pond snail), 1720 nucleotides long. The record is from the annotation of a GenBank genome assembly. Lineage: Eukaryota; Metazoa; Mollusca; Gastropoda; Lymnaeidae.